ACGCUAUUUUCAAAACUGGAGAAAAGAGACGCCCCCUUUUAUCCGCUCUUCCUUUCUUCUUCGCUCUCAUUACUCCGUAGAAAAAAAAGUAGUAUUGCUAUUUCUCUCUCUAAAAACGGUAGAGUUGGCUAUCUAGUGUGUGUGUAUAUAUAUACAUAUAUUAUAUAUACCCUAACGCGUAACUGCACUGCGAACGUAAGACGGUGUGUGUGAAUGCUAUUGUGGAUUCCGAGUUUAAAUUCGCUUCGCCGUCCGAUUUCAGACCGAUUCCACUCGUUUAAGCCCUCUCCAUGGCGAACAAUCCAGGAGAAACCACGUCCGACGACUUCCUGGAGCAGAUUUUAGGGUUUCCGGGCUACGCCUCCGGAGCCGACGGUAACGAUGGCGGGUCGGCUGCGAUGAUGUUGCAACUCGGCUCGGGUGACGGCUCGUCUCACUUGGGCGCCAUGGGGGUUGGGCUCGGCAUCGGCGGCGGCGGGUACGGAGUUGGGAGCGGAGGUAGCGGUUUCCCGUUAGGGUUGAGUUUAGAGCAAGGGAAGGGAGGGUUUAAUGAUGCCUCGGGGAGUGGGAAGAGGUUCCUUCGCGACGACCUCGUUGAUUCCCGCGGUUCAUCUCUCAAAUCGGGGUUUCAUGGGCAGCCAAUGACAAACACAGUUCCUUCAGGACCGCAUCCUCCUGCAAUUCGCCCACGGGUUCGGGCUAGGCGAGGCCAAGCAACAGAUCCACACAGCAUAGCUGAAAGGUUGCGACGAGAAAGAAUAGCUGAAAGAGUAAGAGCAUUGCAGGAGUUAGUUCCCAGUGUCAACAAGACUGAUAGAGCAACUAUGGUUGAUGAAAUUGUGGAUUACGUGAAGUUCUUGAGACUCCAAGUGAAGGUGUUAAGCAUGAGCAGAUUGGGAGGAGCUGGUGCAGUGGCUCCACUUGUCACAGACGUUCCAAUAUCGACCAUCGAGGAAGAAGGCAACGAAGGUGGAAGGGCUCAGCCAGCCUGGGAGAAAUGGUCAAACGAUGGUACAGAAAGACAGGUUGCUAAGCUUAUGGAAGAAAACGUAGGUGCAGCAAUGCAAUUUCUUCAAUCAAAAGCACUCUGCAUUAUGCCCAUUUCCCUUGCCUCUGCUAUCUACCACACACAACCCCCUGACACCCCCACACUUAUGAAACCCGAGUCUAAUCCCCCCUCUUAAUCUUUCAAAUUCGACACAUCCGUAAUUCCCACUUAAUCCAAACGUCCUAAUUUCACUCCGUAUUAGUCGAUAUUCAAUCCCAGUUCUACCCAAAAAAAAAUUGCAGCUUCAGGUCAACAUUAAUCGAAGGCUGACUUGGCACUCCCGUGUAUUAAAGGUAAUGAAAGCGUAAGCGUUUUGUUCUUUGCUUCUCAUCAUAUACUAUUGUGCUUUUUCUUUUUUUCUAUCAAUGGUGGGGGGGCAUAUGGAUGGAAGUUGUGGUUAAUGAUAAAAGUAAUCUGGUAGUGGGAUUUUGGGGCCCUUAAAAGGGGUGACUGCGCGUAGUACAUAUUGUAAUUGUAGUGUUGUUUAUCAGUGGAAGUGGAAGAGAAACGAAUGGUUGCACUCAGAUAAUGUUUAUUUUUUGCCGUAAAGUAGGAUCUCUGGUCCAAUAGAAAUCAUAUGUACCCAUUUGGUCUUUUCUAGACUUAGUGGCGUUGAUUUCUCAAGGUAAGCUCUGACUUA
Messenger RNA from Erythranthe guttata (spotted monkey flower), 1688 nucleotides. RefSeq names its product basic helix-loop-helix (bHLH) DNA-binding superfamily protein (gene UNE12). Gene Ontology annotation, molecular function: RNA polymerase II cis-regulatory region sequence-specific DNA binding; protein dimerization activity; DNA-binding transcription factor activity, RNA polymerase II-specific. The record is from RefSeq and is a predicted model, not a curated record. Gene Ontology annotation, biological process: regulation of transcription by RNA polymerase II. Lineage: Eukaryota; Viridiplantae; Streptophyta; Magnoliopsida; Lamiales; Phrymaceae. Gene Ontology annotation, cellular component: nucleus.